UGGGUCCGGAGUCACAGAUUGCCAACCCCUGUCUUAGGGUGUGAGCAAUGUAGCAAAGUUGACCUAUGUUUUAGGUGGAGCUCAGUCCUGAGUCUAGCCUCCUGCAUUGGCAAGAAACAGUGCACAGAGAAAGGACAUAACAGAUAUUAAACUGAGCCUACUCUUGAUUGUACCAUAAGAAGCCAAGGCCAUCUCAUCAGCUAAACCAUAAAAUGGUGCCAAGUUCAAAGAGGUCCAUGAGGAGGCUCUCACGAUCUCACUGGCAGGGAUCCCUUAUGAUGAUGCUCCCAGAGAAUUAGGACCGUAGGAAUCGCCAUAGUGGAUCAGGUCAGCAGUCCAUCUAGUCCAAUAUCCUAUCUCUGACAGUGGUCAACACCAGAUGCCUCCAAGAGAGGUAGACUAGGCAGCUAUGGAAUGACUUACCUCUAUAAGGGAAGCUUCUUCCUUGCCCCCACCAAGUAGAGAGGACGGGGGUUUAUGCCUCAAAGUAGGGCGGUUUAUACUCCUUCCAAACUUUUAUUUUUAAAUCCUUACUAAUUAACAACUGGAUCAAGUCAACUGGAUCUCUAACAUCCCGGACACAUUGAAAAACUGGACCCAUCAGUAAUCUACACCACCCUCCUCCUUAGAGGGGUCUCUUCUCAUUGCUGGAGCUAGCAAGUCUGAGUGGUGGCUAGGGUUAGGAGCUUGAAUAAAGGACUGGAUUGGAGUUAGUAAUCUCUGGCUGGAGGUCAGGGAAGAGCAUGUUCGGAAAAGGGGGGGACGACAGAGGCGGUGGCUGGGGUCUCUACAAAUUAAAAACAAAUAGUUUGAGGUCAAAUUAAAACCACUAACAACAACACACCCUCUCAGUGUUUUUUGGAGUGUUCAGAUGAUCUCUGGCCCUGUAGCUUAGCUGCAGCUGGCCCCUCUCCAGGGUGAGCUGCAGAGGAGAGAGAGAAGCGUAAACCUCUAAGAAAUUGGGCUGAGGGCACUUUAAAUCUUUCCUGUCCCUGCUUGCUCAUUCCUGUCUAGUACAAUAUAAUCAGAUCCUCUCAGAGUCAAGCCCCUUUCCUUACUGAAGGCAGCCUGGAAUUGCUCUGCUUGUGUGAGAGAGAGAGACAGACUGAUUGUGAUUUUUCUGUGCAGUGCUGCUGUCUCCAUUCUGAGCCUAGCCAGGAGGGGACAGAGAGCUCUCUGCAUUAGAGUGGAGUUUGCCAUUUGCUUUGGGCUUCCUUGCCUUUCUGGCAUUUCUCCACGGGCAGGGAAUCUUUUGGAGCAGAUGCCUUGGAGGGGCUGGAUCCUUCCAGUACCAGGUUGAGCUUCCCAAGCCCCAUUACCUUUCUCAACUGGGGUUUGGUUUUGGCUGGGGGUUUCUGCAGCCUUUCCAGCCCAGCUCUUGCCUUUCACGCUAGUGAACUGGAGUGAACUGGGGCUCCUCUGAUUUUUUUUCUGGAAAGUUUUUUCCUCCCUGUCCAACCUUCCCCCCCCCCCAGUUGAUUGUGAAAUUCUGUUCAGAUGGGCUUGAACCUUCUGCACCUUUUGGAUUCUGUUGCCUGACUGAGGCUCUCAUCCAGGCUCUCAACCACUUGUUAUUAUUCAUAAUUAUUUUUGCUCCUUUCCUACCUGUUGGCUUGUGGUGGAGGAAGUUUCUGCACUUCUGGGUUUGCGAGGAUUUUGACCUUCUCAAUCCCUCUGGAUUCCCUGCACUCCAGGAUGCUGUUGCUGCUGGGGAUGAGGAUGUUAUAAACUUCUAGAGGGGGCAGAUAUAUUUUUUCUCUCCCCCCCCCCCUCCGAUUUCCCGAUUUGGAGAGGAUACAGAGCUGAGGUGUUGAGCUUGGCUUGCUCCUUGUUUUUUUUUUUUUUUUUCUCUCCUCUGAGGAGAUUGCGGGAAGAUCCCAGUUCUUUUUAGUAGCUGAUUUGCUGGGGCAAUCUGAAAUUUCUGUCCUCGGAGAGUGAUCUGUAUCGAUCUGCUGGCUUCCCUCGGAGCUUCUAGCCAAGGACCUUAUGGGAUUUUCCUUCAAUCGACUUCAUGUUCUAGGGUUUCGGUGGAGCUGGCCAUGAUGUUACGGUUCCUGGUGGCUGCUCUCUUCCCAGCUGUGAUCCUGGCCGCGCCACCUCCCAUUAACAAACUGGCCCUUUUCCCGGACAAGAGCGCGUGGUGCGAGGCGAAGAAUAUCACCCAGAUUGUGGGGCACAGUGGCUGUGAGUCGAAGUCUAUCCAGAACAGGGCCUGCCUGGGACAGUGCUUUAGCUACAGCGUCCCCAACACCUUCCCUCAGUCUACGGAGUCCCUGGUGCACUGUGACUCCUGCAUGCCUGCGCAGUCCAUGUGGGAAAUCGUGACGCUGGAUUGCCCGGGCAACGCCGAGAUCCCCAGAGUCGACAAGCUGGUGGAGAAGAUCCUCCACUGCAGCUGCCAGGCCUGCGGGAAGGAGCCAAGCCACGAGGGGGCUCUGUUCAAUGUCUACCUGAACGCAGAGGAGAACCUGCCCGCCGAGGGGCCCAGCCCCCAUCACUACGCCCACCACCAGCAGGAGGUGGAAGAGGCUCCCGGCUCCAACCGCCACCGCGAGGAGGGCCGGGGCGGCGAGGAGUGACCCCCGCCCUCCAGGACUGUCCUUCCAGCCUGCAGUGCGGACGGGGGGUGGUGCACGGGGGAGGGGGUGGGGCUGCGGGGCGUCUUACCUGUCUACUAACUACCCAUCAUGCUUUGCUCUUAGCGGCGCUGUGGGGUGGGCAAGAGUGUCCGAGGCGCAGACGGGGCUUGGGCUGAGACGUGGGGAUGGGAGCGUGGGGGGAUCUGAGCAAACCUACUUGCACAUCAUAGUGAUAAUAUAUUGUGAGGGGGCGGGAGGCUAGGGGCAGCAGCCGGGAGGGGCAGGACGGGAUCCUUUGGGGCUGAGGUUGGCACGGGCUGGCUCUGCAGGGUUUGGAACCGGGCUUCGGAGCCUCUUAUGCUUUAUCUUACUUUUCCUCCGUAGUUUUAACGGACUCUUGCUGGGGGACCAGCCUCUCUUUGCUCCACCCCCUGUUGCUUUCCUGGGACAUCUGUGAGGGUGGGAGUGGGGCAUCCCUCCAGCCUCCUGGGGGUGUAGGGCAGGGAUGCCCUGCUUCUCUGUUGCCCCUCAGGGGUGGGUGGUGUAGGGAGACUUCAACACUGAGGCCUUGGCUAGGGGAUAAGAGGAUCUUUCUUUCUCCAUACCCAGAGGAAUUCGCUGAUUGCAACUGCACCCAGCUCUGGGUUCAGGCAAGUCUUGGUUCUUGCUUUGCCCUGAACGUGACUCCGGAAGGGAAAUGGGGGCUCCUAAGAAGGGUUUUAUCCCCAGUGCUGGUUAUCCGCGGGACGGAGAUGGUGUGUGCGGGGCAUGCUGGGGGUUGAGGGCGGGAGGAGAUGCACAUGCAUGCUGGGGCCUGGGACAGGAAUGACAUGGUGGCCUAACAGGAGCCAGGAGGGCUGGUGGAAGGGAGUGGGGGAGGUCCUAGGGGCUCUGUAUUUCUCCAGCACUCCCAUGCUCUGCAUUCUUUGGAUCUUAUUGGUCUUGCCUCAGAAAACAGUGCUUUUCCACUUGCUCAUGUCCCUCGGUUUAUUGAUGGAGCCUGGCGCUCCCUCCCAUCCCUCGUCCUCUGGGGUGGGUCAAGGAGAAGCAGAGCAAGGGGCAGGAGGGACUCUCCUUGCUUGCUGCCUAGUCUGAGUCCACUGCAAACCUGGUGUGCACCCAGCUGAGAAGGAAGAGCUCCCCUGGGGGAAGGCAGGGCCCGCUGGGGAGUGUCAGGGGACUUGGGGGAGGCCGAUAUUGCUUAGGGGAGAGGAGAAUCCAGGCAGCAUUGGCAUCUCCACAACUUGGAAAGGGUCAGUGACUGGGAGAUAUUCAGCCACUCAGAGUCGGAGCUGGCUGCUUGCUAGCCUGAAUUGCUGGUUGCUCCCUUCCCGGGGCCAGCCAGAAUUGAGGCUCGAGGCCUAAUGUUUUACAGGUGGACCCAGAAACCAUCCUUCCUCUCCCCACCCCACCGCGCAGCCAAACCUCCUGCCAUAUUUGUGUCUGUUCCCAAUGGUUUUGUAAGGAGCUGUUGGGCAUGGAGGGGUCUCUCUCUGCUCCGCCUGGCACCUGAGAGAGGGGCCCUUCUGGCUCGCCUGCCUGUAGAGCUCAUGUGCACCUUGCUCUCUCUGAUGGGAGGGAGCCAGGGUGCACAGUGAGCACUGGGGAUCCUCGCUCAGUACGGAGCUUGGUUGAGCCAGCGACAGAUUGGGUGGCAUCCCUAUACCAGGGAGUCUGGGCACAGCUGGGGUACGUGUCAUAGACUCUUCCAAUGUCCCCUUCCCGCCUUGGCUUCUCUGCAGCACUUUAACAGACAGUGGAGGGAGGGGGUGAGUUGAUCUCCUUGCCGGGAAUGGAACUUAGCUGGGAAUUGCUCCUUAUCUCCCCUUCACACUGCCGGGAAUCAGGAAGACAUUUGGUUGGGGACCUGGGGGCCAGCCCUGCCUGUCUUGCUAGCCACCUUCGCUCUGUUGUAUAAAGCUGAUCUCUUUGUUGCUAUUCUGACAAAAGCUUCCAGAGCUUGUAAUCAAUAUAUUUUUCCUUUUGACGGGAUUUUUUUCUUAAAUAAAUUAGUUUUAACUU
Messenger RNA from Dermochelys coriacea (leatherback sea turtle), 4601 nucleotides. RefSeq names its product neuroblastoma suppressor of tumorigenicity 1. Bases 2040 to 2579 code for a protein of 179 amino acids. Gene Ontology annotation, biological process: animal organ morphogenesis. Gene Ontology annotation, molecular function: receptor ligand activity; BMP binding. NCBI's taxonomy places the organism in Eukaryota, Metazoa, Chordata, Testudines, Dermochelyidae. The record is from RefSeq and is a predicted model, not a curated record. The transcript has 4 exons.